GUUACGUGAAUUUUCAGCGCUGCAGCAGCACAGGCAGCAGCGACCAUCGACAUCGGGUAAACGCUCAUAAAAUCGGGUAACAAAUUACAACAAAAAUUUAAUAAUUUUUUUCGACAUUGCAAGAGUCGGACCGAAAUGUGAUUAACCGAAAAAUUGUGAUUUUCGCCGUGUCAUCGAGCCGAAAUUGUUGCCUACUUUCGUGCGCUGCGUGUGUGUGACAUAAUUUGCUGUUCGCCGAGAGUUUUAACUUAAGGAUUCCCCCACAGGAGAGCCUCGCUAUCGUGACCUCAGAGUGCAUAACACACCACUCGCCCGAGUCUCCCCCUUUUUGGGGGCCUUCUUUUUGCUGCAAAUCGAUUUCUGUUUCCGGCAUUUUUCACGUGGCUGCUGCUGUCCCCCUUCACUGAGAGAAAAAAAUCCCUAAAAAAGUUUCAUAAAUUACGAAUUUGGCAUUUUGCAGCUUGUGUUCCUUUAAAUAUGUGUGUAGAGCUUUGAGAUAAUUGUUAAAUUAGUUUACUAAUUGUUAAAUUCGUUUACUAAUUAUUUUCUGCCUUUCAAUGGAAACUAUAAAGUGGUUAGCUUUAAAUUCUUCUAAUUUGAAUUACUUUUUGGCUUUAAAGGAACAUUUCAGCAACAAAAAUCACCAAAAACUGUUGAAGUUGAAUUGUAGUUACAACUAUCAAUUAGUGAGUCCCACUUUUAUCACAAAACGGGUUUCAUUGGGUUCAUUUUUUGGACAGUGCAUUGAGUACAGCAUUGGAUUAUUCAAUAUUCAUCCUUGUAGUAAGUUCAGUCAAUUUAUUGGGCCUGGUUUAAAUCGAGUUUUUUCUUAGUGCUCCCAUCGUCUGUUUCGUGCAGUUUUGGCAUUUUGCUGCCGUUCUGGCUUUCCCGCUGUUGUUGUUGCCGCCUAACGAUUUUUCCCGCAAACAACACGGCAAAGUGAAACGUGCCAGGCCAGAGGAAAAGCCAAAAUGAAAAGCCCCAAAAGGCGGCGAGAGAAACGAGAGAACAUUAACAGCAAGGUGGCCGUAAUCGUAAAUCGCGAAUCGUAAACAGUUUUCUGGGCGCUGCGGGGAACCAGCUGAAAGUAACAGUCAGCCUGGUUUAUCGGAAUCGUUUUUGAUUUCCUGCCUUUGGCCUGUUUUCCGUAUUUCGUAUUCCGUAUUUCGUAUUCGGUGGUCCGUACGUAGUCCAUUUCCCGUGCUCUGCUUCUUGCCACUUCACCACCAUUCGCUUUUGGGGGUUUUCCUGCUCGUUUAGUUUCGGUUUCGGUUUCAAUUUCAGCCAGUCAGUCAGUCAGCUGCUGCUUUUCACGUGGCACGUGUCGUAUGAGUAAUAUUUUUUGGGUGCCCUUUCUCGCUUGCAGUCGCCUUUCGCUCAGAUAGCCACAAUGAUCAAAGACUGUUUAAUUGAUAUAUCAACUGACACAAAUAGAUGAAGUAAAGUGCUUAAAUCAAUCGCAAUUGCAAAGUGUUCAAAAUUCUUAAGCCUAACACCAAAAUUGCCAAUUUAACCGCAUAAGACAUUGAAUAAUUGGCUUUAAAAUCGAUUCUACGAUAUCGCAUUUUAAAUGUUCGACUGGAUUAAAUUUAACAAAGAAGCGUAGACGAAAUACGAAUGCAAAUUAGAUGCAAAAUAAAUGGGUAAAAUGAGGUCAAGUAAAUACGAUGUUACCACAGCUUACGGUCUAUGCCAAGAUUAUUUACCUCCUGAUGGUGGUGAUUUCAGGUGCAUUAUGUACAGUAGAAGAUUACGUAAUAAUGUCACAGUGUGCACACAACAAAGCCAUACACCUAGCUGCGGAAGGAACAGUCUCAGUGACAGACACUUCACAGAUACAAAAUAUAACGAUAGUCGGCUUCCCGGAUUAUCUGAACAACGAAUUCAAAAUAGCACUGUACGCAAAAGAAACUCAAAGAUAUUUGUGUUUCAACGACAAUUGGAGAUUAGUUGGCAUGAGGGAGCUGCGAGAUACCUGCUAUUUCAACGAGACCAUCGUGCACGGUUAUUUCGUGUUCCGUUCCGUUGUCGAUCUGCAGCGACGUGUCGGGUUCACGCACCGAGGUAAGCCUGUGGGGCCCAAGAAGAGCGUCAACGAUGCCUGCUACAUGUUCAACAAGAUCGAGGCCGAGCAGUUUUUCCGCCAUCACCAUAACAAUGGCAACAGUGGCAACAACAAUGGCAAUGGCAGUGGCAGUGGCAAUGACAACGGCAAUGGCAAUGGCAGCAACAACAGUCGCAAGCCCCCGCGCAACAACAAAAACAAUCGCCACAAAUCGAAUAACCAAAAUCAAAAGUUGCAACAGCAACAGGAGCAUCAUGGCCAUAAUAAUAAUAAUAAUAACGUUAUUCUUAAUAGUAAUACUAGUUUAAGUAGCACUAACAAAAAGCAACUAGCAAUAAACAGGCAGAGGCAGCAACAGCAGCAGCAACAUCAGGUGCGACAUCAUCACAAUGAUCCAUCGCUGCUGCUGCGACGACAGCAACACGAGAAGAAGCAGAAGCGGCGCAAGCAACAGAAGCAGCAGCAGCAACACCAACAACGAGUAUCAGCUAGUCCAACGAAUCCGAUGCCUGCAACACCCACAGCAGCACCAGCAGCAACAGCAACCUUUGCAGCCAACUCCCCGGCAACAGCAACACCAUCGACAACGGCAGCAUUGAGCAGCAAGCGCAAGGGCCGGCGAAGAAAGCCCAAGGUCAGGCCAAAGUCGCAGCAGCAACAGCAGCAACAGCAGCAGUUGCAGCUACUUGCCACGGCAGCAACAACGCCCUACACCGACGACACCCUGUACGGCAGCAGCAGUAGCAGCAGCAGCACGGUUUUCGAAGACUUGGACAUCUACAAUAGCAGCAGCAGCAGCAGCAGCGGCAGCGGAAGCAGCUCCAGCUUGGAGCCCUGGUCCACUUGGUCCACGAUCGAUAGCUUUAGCGGCAGCAGCACAACAGCAACAUCUGAAGACAGUAUUAGCAGCAGCAGCAACUACGACGCCUGGGCCACCUACAUCACCGAAAUGGAGGCAGAGGCAUCCGCCAUGACGCCCGAGAUGGGCGGCAACGACACCGAGUUGCUGCAGUACGAGGCCGAGUUGGUGGACGAUCCGGAGGCGGAGUCCACGGCGACAAUUGAAACCAAAGCAACAUCAGUAACAUCAGCUACAUCAGCUACAUCAGCAAUAGCGGCAACGGCGGCCACAUCUACCUCGACAGCGAGCUCCCAGCUGGUGAUAGAGCAGACGCCGCUGGCCAGGAGCAACAUCAGCAACAAUAGCAGCAGCAGCAGCAGCACGAAAGCAACACCAACGGCAACCAGUCAGACUGAAACAGCACAUAGCACGCAACAGCCAAGCAGGCAUCGCAGCCACAGCAGGGAGGAUCGCCCGGAUAAUUCCGACAUGUUGCUGGCGGGCGAGAACGAAGUGAAGCCACAACUGCCACGCAAGUUGCUGUGGACAGUGCAACCACCGCUCGCAACACGUGGCAGCACGCCUGCAACAUUGGUGGCAACACCAGCGCAGCAACUCACCAGCACGACAGCAACGGCGACCACGACACCGGAGCAACAUGUUGCACCUUCACUCUUCAGCGUGGACAAGAACAUCAACAGCAACCUGAAUAACACACUUACGGAGGCCUCGCCCACGGCAGCAUCAACAUCCAGCAUUACGGCGGCAACCACCAUGAAGAGACCCAUCCGGAAGUUCACCAAGAAGCUGAUGGCCACGCCCUACCACCAGCUGACCUAUGUGCGCAAUGCGGGCGGUGACAUCGACAUCGAUAACCUGGACAACAUCAGCGUCUAUCCCGUUCUCUACGAUGGCGACCUGGAGGGGAAUGGCGGCGGCAACAGCUCCGAUGGAGGCUUUAGCGGGUUCCUGCCCACCUCGACCACCUCACAUCUGACGGAACCGAUUCGCAUCGGCAUGAACAGGAUCAGGCCGAAUAAGACACUGCAUUGGUUCACUCACCAGAGAUUUGCGUAGUUGUCAGGGAUUGGCGCUCUUUGACUAUUAGAUCUUUAAAAGGACUGCUCGAAUUUGUACUUUCACAGAUAAUGCAUAGCCACUACUUUCUGAAGUGCAAAAUUUGGAUAAUUUAAUCGGCACAUAAUAAUCUCAAGUCAAAAUCAAUGCAUACAAUCAGUUUGACCAUCAGCUCUGUGAAAUAAAAUAUUCAUUUCCAAAUUGAAGUCUUUUAGAUGCAUUUUAAAAAACACGUAAUCUUGUGAAGGUGAAAACCAGAACAAAUCCUUCAGAGAGAGACAUACCUAUACUCAGCACUCAGUUUUCAAAAGAAUUUAGGCAAAACCAAGAGAAAAACAAGCAAAGUAUGGAUAAAUAUUUCAAAUUACUAAUGAACUGAUACAUAUAUAUAAACAUAUAUAGAACUCGAUAUACAAAGGAGUUGCUUACUGUUCAGUACCUCGACUCAGACAGGACUUUGCACUUGCACCACGCCUAAAAGCACACUACAUAAGCGAAACCGGAAGCGGAAGCAGGCGUGGAGCCGAUAACGAUAACGAUAACUCAGGCCGCACUUCAUCCAGUAGCGAGUACAGUGAAGACUCCACCAACUGCACUCGGGAGGCCGCAGGCAACGAACUCGCAGAACUGCUACAUAGUUAUAAAUGAAAAGACAAUAAGAUUUUUAUUUACGAGUAUGUGCUAUAUAAACUAUCAAAUCGAUGAACCGAAGCGAUAGCGAUAAUCGAAAAACCAAAUGCUAAAAUUGUUGAAAUGGAAAUUAUGAAAGCGCGACAUUCAAGUGCAAGCAAAUAAACGUUUCGAAUGCACUGAAAAAGCGUAGCGAACUUUUGAUUUACUAAAUCAAUUAAAUAUAUUAGCAAUGAGAAUUAAUAAAAAUACAAAUGCAAACAAAAAUCGAUAUAUAUUAUAUACAUAUAUGCAUAUAUUUUCAAAAUUUUAUAACGAACCAAAAACCAAUUAGCAAACAAAUUUAACACGGUGAACGGAACACGAAUGAAGAAGUUUUUUAAAUUCAUACGCAAGCAGAACUAAGAGUCGGUAACGAUAACGAUAACGAUAACAAAUUCGCACAGCAAAACACUUCCAAAAAUGAAAGGUUAAAACUAAAUAUUAAACAAUUUUACUAGGCACAAGCGAACGAAAUUGGGUUAGAUGAACAAAAAGGAAAACUCCAUUCAAAAUAAACCGAAUUUUUUAAGCAAAUACAAAAAAUUGUUGAAAUUGAAAUGUCAGCAUGGAAAUUGAUUUUAGGACACAGUUUGUGGCCGAUAUCCAAAUAGAAGGAGGAUGGAAACAAAUUUUGAAUAAUGGAAAAUUUUAAAGAACUACUAACGUAUGUAUCCAGAUAUGUACUGCAAUCAAACACCAAAAUUCACACUGAAUAAGCAACGUUAUAUUUAUUAAUUGAACAAAACUAAAAACUAAAACUACGAAUUGAAUCAAAAUACAGCAAAAAGAAACCAACUGCUGCUUUUCUACAUACGAAUAUAUAUAUAUAUAUAUAGACACAUAUAGGCAUAUGUGGACGAACAUGGAAAAAGAUAAUGCAAAAAUUGUUUCUCAUAUAUUUAUAUUAAUAUUUAAAAUAAAUAGUUCAAACAUAUUAGCAAACCAAAUACGCGAAAUUAAAACAAUUUGAGGGAAAAUGCGCAAGCACAGAAACAGAAAACUGAAGCGUCAAGUUUAUAUGUAGAGAUAUGUAUGAAUGUAAAUUUAAAGUGAACAAAGAAAACCCAAACAAAAUGAAGUUAAAGCAAGAUGCUUAGGUGAAAAUUUAAUUAGUGUGUACUUAAGACAAGAAACCAUUUAACAAUUGAACGAUUAAUUAUUAACUUAACUAGGCAUUGAAGCAGCACUCAACUAAAUAAAACCGAUACGAAACCGAAACCGAAACGAAACGAAGCCGAAAACACACACAACUCGAAUUGAACUACUGUACUUAUUCGUAUGCGCGUUGCUGUAAUAUAAACAAAAUUCUUAUGUUGAAUCGACGUCGAUUGGGAGAACUCGAUCGAUCGAUGACUAUAUCUACCACAGCAGAAAUUAUUUAUUUAACAGUUUAUCGGAAUAAUCGAAUCGAGUCUAUGGGACUGGAGCGGGGACCGAUUGUCAUUUGUCAUUUGUAAAUUCAUUUGCACUUUUCUUUCUACUAAUUACGUUUAAUUAAUGGAUUAAUCAUACGCCUAAGUUAACACUAAGUUAACACUCAUCAUUGUACAUUGUAAUAUGUUUUAUUCCUAAGCCGAGCAUUAAAUGUAAUUAUUUAUGUAUAAAAGCAAAAUGAUUCUUUCGCCCAUGUAUAACACUUGCGCCCACUUCUCUAUCUCCAAGUCUGUCCCCCCCAUCCUUCCUAUCUCUUUUAAUAUCUAUCUUAUAUAUACGAAUAUAUAAACGACUAUUUAAUUGCAUUUCUUUGUAUUAAAACGAGUAACAACACACUAGAAAUUGAAUAAAAAGCCUAAACAAAA
Drosophila yakuba is the source of this 6454-nucleotide messenger RNA. RefSeq lists its product as uncharacterized. The transcript has 5 exons. Gene Ontology annotation, molecular function: growth factor activity. The record is from RefSeq and is a predicted model, not a curated record. Bases 1668 to 3983 code for a protein of 771 amino acids. NCBI's taxonomy places the organism in Eukaryota, Metazoa, Arthropoda, Insecta, Diptera, Drosophilidae.